This is a messenger RNA of Charadrius vociferus (killdeer), 498 nucleotides long. Its product is annotated as adrenodoxin-like. The record is from RefSeq and is a predicted model, not a curated record. Gene Ontology annotation, biological process: P450-containing electron transport chain; positive regulation of oxidoreductase activity. The coding region runs from base 1 to 498 and encodes 165 amino acids. The transcript is spliced from 4 exons. Gene Ontology annotation, cellular component: mitochondrion. Lineage: Eukaryota; Metazoa; Chordata; Aves; Charadriiformes; Charadriidae. Gene Ontology annotation, molecular function: 2 iron, 2 sulfur cluster binding.
AUGGAGGAGGAGGAGGAGCUGCUGUUGGAAGUUGCCACCGUGCUCAGCCAAAAGACCUCAACAGUGGCCUCCUCUGAUUUUUAUUUUUUUUUUUUUUUUUUUUUUGCAAACUUGUCUUACAGCUCUGCAGGCCAAGUGACGGUGCAUUUUAUAAAUCGGGAUGGAGAGCGACUUACGGCCACAGCCAAAGAAGGGGAGAGUUUGCUGGAAGUGGUAGUCAAUCAAAAUUUGGCCAUUGAUGGAUUUGGUGCCUGUGAAGGGACAUUAGCAUGCUCCACCUGUCACCUCAUCUUUGAGAAGGACACCUUCCAAAAGCUGGGUGCCAUCUCAGACGAAGAGCUGGACAUGCUGGACUUGGCGUAUGGACUCACCGAGACAUCUCGCCUUGGCUGCCAGGUGUGUGUUAAGAAGUCGAUGGACGGUCUGACGGUGCGGGUCCCCAUGGAUGUAUCAGACAUCAGGAGGCAGCUGGAGGUUGGAAAGCAAAGCAAACAGUAA